Molecule: messenger RNA, 1502 nt
Organism: Pyrus x bretschneideri (Chinese white pear)
Lineage: Eukaryota; Viridiplantae; Streptophyta; Magnoliopsida; Rosales; Rosaceae
Product: probable sugar phosphate/phosphate translocator At3g11320
Exons: 4
Coding region: 216-1139 (307 amino acids)
Cellular component (GO): Golgi apparatus
Molecular function (GO): antiporter activity
Source: RefSeq, a predicted model, not a curated record
AAAUUUUAUCCAAAAAUUCGCAGUCUUUUCGAUGUACCUCGAUUCUCAGAUCCAUGGGAGGCCGACCCAUGUUUCUACAUAACCCAAUUCUUCAUUCUGCACCUGGGUUUUCACCAAUGCCCCAGCCCUAGAAGAUCCCACCCCCACCUGAAAUCUAACGCCUUCUGGGUUUUUUCCCCAAAUAUCCGCCGUCCGGUCGUGACCCACCUCAGAAGAUGAAAGGGAAAAGCCGCUUGUUCACGAUCGGGCUCGUUACCGCCUGGUACUCGUCCAACAUUGGGGUUUUGCUGCUGAACAAGUACUUGCUAAGCAACUAUGGCUUCAAAUACCCGAUCUUCCUCACCAUGUGCCACAUGACGGCUUGCUCUCUGCUCAGCUACAUCGCAAUUGCUUGGAUGAAGAUGGUUCCGAUGCAGACUAUUCGAUCCCGGGUUCAAUUCUUGAAGAUCGCGGCGCUCAGCCUGGUGUUUUGUGUCUCCGUCGUGUUUGGGAACAUUUCGCUGCGGUAUUUGCCGGUGUCGUUUAACCAGGCUAUUGGCGCCACCACGCCGUUCUUCACUGCGGUUUUCGCCUACUUUAUGACUCUCAAAAGGGAGGCUUGGCUCACGUAUCUCACCCUCGUUCCUGUUGUUACAGGAGUCAUCAUUGCAAGUGGGGGUGAACCAAGUUUCCAUUUAUUUGGUUUCUUAAUAUGCGUAGCAGCAACCGCUGCCAGGGCGCUUAAAUCAGUGCUACAAGGGAUUUUGCUUUCUUCUGAAGGGGAGAAGCUGAAUUCCAUGAACCUCCUUCUGUAUAUGGCUCCGAUAGCCGUUGUUUUCUUACUUCCGGCAACACUUAUCAUGGAAGAAAAUGUUGUUGGUAUAACACUAGCUCUUGCAAGAGACGAUGUCAAGAUCAUAUGGUACCUACUAUUCAAUUCGGCGCUGGCAUAUUUUGUAAAUCUGACCAACUUUUUGGUCACAAAGCACACCAGUGCUCUGACUCUUCAGGUGCUAGGGAACGCUAAAGGAGCUGUAGCUGUGGUGGUCUCGAUAUUGAUUUUUAGAAAUCCAGUUUCUGUGACAGGAAUGCUGGGUUACACUCUUACAGUCUUUGGAGUGAUCCUAUACAGUGAAGCCAAGAAACGAAGCAAAUCAUAGUUUAGUGAAACGUCCUACGUUUUAUAUUCUGUACUGCUAGAACAGCUUCGGCUGUCCUGGAGGCAAAGUUGGGGGGUACAUGCUAGCAGUUGGUGCCGGGAUCUCGCCUCUACAAAUUCUAUUUUCCCCCCGGAAGCCUGAGUACGUGCGUGGCUUCCAUUUGUAUCAGCAAACAACGCAGGAUAAGUCGAAACAGUAGGAAACUCAAUAAGUGACUAGUAUUAUGGUCUUCUAUUAUUCCCAGAUUUUGGGGUUACGGCAGAAAUUCAAUGUUUUUAUCAUUUUAUUCUUUUCAUUAAAAGGGUUGUAGUCUGUUAUUAACAUUUCUUAUAUUGAAUCAAUGAAAAACAAAUCAUUUACAGA